Messenger RNA from Syzygium oleosum, 1460 nucleotides. Its product is annotated as 33 kDa ribonucleoprotein, chloroplastic. Gene Ontology annotation, molecular function: mRNA binding. Gene Ontology annotation, cellular component: cytosol. The record is from RefSeq and is a predicted model, not a curated record. The transcript is spliced from 4 exons. Lineage: Eukaryota; Viridiplantae; Streptophyta; Magnoliopsida; Myrtales; Myrtaceae. Bases 71 to 1072 code for a protein of 333 amino acids.
UCUGCUAAUCCUCAGAAUUCUUCAUCGUCAUCAUCAUCUUCUUCUUCUUCUUCCAAGUUGCUCCGUUUCAAUGGCGACCUCAUCGUUGUCCAUGGCUGCUCCCCCCUCGCUCUGCAACAAGAUCCCCUCCCCUGCUCCCUUCUUCGCCGCUCCCCACGUCUCGCUUCCCUCCCACUUCCCUCCAAAGCCCCCCGCUUUCCACCUCCUCCUCGCCCUCAAAUCCUCGGCCUCCGCCUUCGGGUCCCCGAAGUUCGUCCCCGUCCCUCGCCAGCGCCUUCUCUCGGCCGCGCUCGACGGUUUCGAAGCCGAAGACGGCGUCGCCGGAUCGGGGGAAGAGGACCCAGAAGAGGCGGAGGCAGAGGAGCCGCUCGGGAGCUCGAGCGAAGAAGAGGAGGGGGAGGAGAGCGGGGACGAGGGGAGAGUCUCGGGUUCUUCGGGCGGAAAUGGGAGGUUGUACGUCGGGAACUUGCCGUACUCCAUGAAUUCUUCUCAGUUGGCUGAGGUUUUUGUGGAGGCUGGGCGGGUGAUAAACGUGGAGGUUGUUUAUGAUCGAGUGACGGAUAGGAGCAGGGGCUUCGCGUUUGUUACCAUGGGGAGUGUGGAAGAAGCUCAAGAGGCUAUUCGGAUGUUUGAUGGAUCUCAAGUUGGUGGCAGAACAGUCAAGGUAAACUUCCCCGAAGUGCCAAAAGGAGGUGAAAGGGAAGUAAUGGGGCCGAGGAUCAGAAAUAGCAACCGUGGCUACGUGGACAGCCCCCACAAAAUCUAUGCAGGAAACCUUGGGUGGGGCCUCACUUCGCAAGGUCUCAGAGAUGCAUUCGCUGACCAGCCAGGCCUGUUGAGUGCAAAGGUUAUAUAUGACCGUGAUUCUGGAAAAUCCCGAGGAUUUGGAUUUAUCUCCUUUGAAUCUGCAGAGGCCGUGGAGUCUGCUUUGGAUGCCAUGAACGGAGUGGAGGUGGAAGGACGGCCCUUACGAUUAAAUUUAGCAGAGCACAGAGCAUCUACUGCUUCUCCGGACAGAAACACUGGGAACAAUCUCGACAGCAGCGAAUUGAUUUCCAGCAUUAGCGGCUGAGCAAAUUUCACAAGUUUUGGCCUCCAAAUACCUGUAGAGUACUGAGGCGGGCAUGAGAGGAAUUGGAGGAGAGGACUAUGGACAUCCUUGUCUCAGGCUUAACCCUGUAACUUUACAGCUCAACCACUUGCAAAACUCAGGUUCUCUGUGCCAGGGCAUACAAAGAUGAUGGUGAAUAUAAAGCUCGAUGGCCCUAGAGGUUACAAGAUUUUUGGAUGUACGUACACUAUAGUUAUAUGCGCGGAUAGUCUGCUAUGAUGUUGCCUGAUUGUGAGCGGCCCUGCUUAGUUUUGGAGUUGAGCAGUUAUAUGAAAGUAUUCGCUAAUUGUUCUCGACAGUUGAACACUUGUUUUGAGAAUGAAACUUUAACUGAAUAUAUUUGUUUUGA